Gymnodraco acuticeps is the source of this 6326-nucleotide messenger RNA. RefSeq names its product UPF0606 protein KIAA1549-like. Lineage: Eukaryota; Metazoa; Chordata; Actinopteri; Perciformes; Bathydraconidae. The record is from RefSeq and is a predicted model, not a curated record.
UGGCUUCAGACCCCGAUGGCCCCUGAGACCCCCCCCGGGCUCCAGCAUGGGGUCCAGAAUCAGAACCUGCUCCGCGGGCCUGAUGCUGCUGGUGUUCGGCACGCUGGUUUCCAUGGUGACACCCAGCUCACCUGCCGCAGGUAUGCAGGACUUGAACCGGACGUUUGAUUCUCCGCCCCCCUCGGACCAGGACUCUGGAGCUCAGGGGAUCCACCUCCUGCUGAGACCUCCAGACCUGCUGUCCCCCAGCCUCCCGCCCCCCCACAUCCAGCCCUCCCUCACCCCCCCCCCGCCCUGGGAGCACGGCCCCUCCCUGGAGGAGGCCUGGGGGUCCGGGGACUACCUGGAGACCCUGUCCUUCAUGGUGCCGGAGGGGGAGGAGCUAUCCAGCCCCCACCCCGAGGACCAGAUGUCUCACCAUGGGGGGGUCUGGGUCUCCUACGACAGUGACUUCCCGUCCCGGUCCACCCUCCCCCUCUCCCCCUCCUCCCCCACCGCCCCCCUGCAGACCCGCCCCUCCCCCCCGGACCUGUUCCCCUCCUGGGACGAGGACUACGACCUGGACCUGACCCCCCUGGAGCCCACAGAGCUGCUGCUGCCCGACAUGAACAGCCUGGAGUAUUACACCAACCUGCAGGCCAGGGAGAGGGAGAGGGGGCGGGACUCCCACAUCGCUCCCACUACAACCCUCACCCCCCACCCUCCCACCACCCUGACCUCUGGUUCUCCUCCCAUCCCUCCCCUCACACUCCCACCCACCUUCACACCUGAGGAGAACCCACCAAUCCCCACCGUCAGAACCACUUCUGCUCCACAACCCAGAGAUAGAGCCUCGAUUCCAGGUAGAACCCGUCCUCGACCCCCGUCCAACACCACGGGCCGGGUGCCUCCCCCCCCCCCGCUGGGACCGCCCACCCGCCCCGACAGACCAGAGAGACCCCCCACGGUCACUGAGAAACCACUGAAGGGGCCCCCCACAACCACCAAGGCAACAACCACAACAACCAAGGGGACCACAACAACCAGGAGGACCACCACCACCAAGGGGACAACAACCACCCAGAGCACCGCCAUCAGCCUGACCAGAGCCCCCCCUGUCACCACACCCAGGAGACCCCCCCCCACCAGGCAGUACCUCUGCAACGUCACCAAGCCGGAGAUGUACCUGGUCCGAGUCGUGAGCUCCAAAGGAUCCUCAUCAGGCUUCAGCGCCGUCAGAGAUCUUCUGAAGAGAGAGUUCAAUCGAUCCGUGGAGCUGCAGUUCCUCAGAACCCCGUCCAGUUUUGCCUUCCGGGUGGUGUCCGGGCCUCUGAUCUUCACGGCGGUGUCGGUGGUCUCGGCGCUCCGCCGGGCCCCCCGCGGUUCCGGACCUGUCCCCGCCGUGGCGCCUCUGUUCAGCGAGCCGGACCUCCGGUACCAGGUCCACUCGGUGCUGCAGUUCGUCCCCGAACACGUGGACGUCCGGGUCUGCAGCUUCAGCCAGAGGGUCGAGAGAGGCCUGGUUCUGGCCUACACCGAGACCCGCCGGCGCCACCAGGAGGCGGGGAACAUCUCCGUACAGCUGCUGAACAUCACGACGGCCGUCUCUCGGCCCGCCGCGGCGAAGGUUUCUGUCGACAUCACGUUUGCGGUGCGAGAUGGGCAGGGCUUCCUGCUGGGGUCGGAGGUCAGCGAACACCUGAGGAAGCUCAGCCCGGUGGAGUUCAGCUUCUACAUCGGGUUCCCCGCGCUGCAGAUCGCUGAGCCGUUCCAUUACCCCGAGCUGAACACGUCUCACCACCUGCGCUCCACCUGGGUCCGGACAGUGCUGCUGGGCGUGCAGGAGCAGACGGUGUCCGAGCGCAGCUUUAAAGCCCGUCUGGAGCGGCGCCUGGCUCUGCUGCUGGAGGAGAGUCAGCAGGUGCCCAGCAGGGGGCGCUGGAGGAGGGCGAGCGCCGCGGGGAACAGCAGCCUGCAGGUGGUGCGGGUGUCGCUGCUCUCGGGGCCGCAGCGCCCCCUGGAGGUGUUUUACUUCGUUGAGGGUCCAGGUGGGGACCGGGUCCUGGCUGAGACCACCUCGCUGACCCUGAACCGGCUGGACCUGCAGAGAGCUGCCAUCGUGCUGGGGCACCGCGUCCAGAGACCCCUGGCUCAGCCGGUGGAGCUGCUGUCGCCCCCCCCGGCAGAGACCCAGUCCUCCAGCGUCUGGCUGAUCGUGGGGGUUCUGGUCCCGGUGCUGCUGGCGCUCUUCAUCAUCGUCCUGCUCUACUGGAAGCUCUGCGGCUCCGAGAAGCUCGAGUUCCAGCCGGACGCCAUCAACACCAUCCAGCAGAGGCAGAAGCUUCAGGCCCCCAGCGUGAAAGGCUUUGACUUUGCGAAGCUGCACCUGGGUCAGCACAGUAAGGAUGACAUCAUGGUGAUCCAGGAGCCCGGCCCGCCCCCCCCCACCAAAGAGGCCACGCCCUCUGACGGAGGCGACCUCAACACCCCCAAAUCUAAAGGGUCGUCCACCAAGGUGCCACGGUCCAGCCGGCGCCGGGGCCGGCUCAGCCCGUCAGACGGAGACUCGUUAGGCAGCGACCAAUCGAGCGGCAGGGAAUCGGCGGAGGAGAGCACGCGGGCCGUGGCCACGCCCAGCGAGGGGAAGCACAGGAAGACGCCCAAAAAUGGUCAGAGACACAAGAUGGGCAGCGCUCCAGACGAGCUGCUGUCCUCGUCCUCCAUCUUCGAUCACGUGGACCGUCUGUCUCGCGGCUCGUCUGACGGGACGAGGCGUCAGAACAACAACAAGGUGCAGCUGAUCGCCAUGCAGCCGCGCCCCCCCCAGCCUCACCUGAGCCCCUCCCUCACAGAGAGGGUCAGCCAAGAGGUGGCGCUGCGACACAAGUCAGAAAUCGAGCACCACCGCAACAAGCUGCGUCAGCGCGCCAAGAGGCGGGGCCAGUGCGAUUUCCCGUCCAUGGACGACAUCAUGGACGCCUUCGGGGAGGGUCCGGUUCAGAGCGCGGUGGCACAGCGGCUCUAUAGCUCCGCCCACGACCACAUGGACUGCAUCCUGCAGGCCGACACCCCCCACACGCCCCCCGACUCCCGCCGGAGGGGGAGGCGCUCUCCUCGGGGUCGGAGGUCUCAGCCCGGACCAGGAAGUCUUCCUGAUACCGACAGAGACCGGCUGCUCACCGACCACAGCGCCACCUACAGGAAGUACCCGGGCCUCAACAACGUGGCCUACAUGUCGGACCCGGAUCUCCCCCCGGACCACGGCAGCCCCUCCCCCACUGACGAGGUGUUUGACUCGGCGCCCCCCCCCCCGCCCUACCUGCCCCCCCAGCCUUCCAUCGAGGAGGCCCGGCAGCAGAUGCUGUGCCUGCUGGACGACGCCUUCGCUCUGGUGUCUCCGUCCUCGGGGGGCAGCGGGGGGGUAAGCGGACCCUCCCCCCGACCCCCUUACUCCGCUGCCUCCCCACACAGCCCCUUCUCCGCGAGGUACGCUGAGCUCGGCAUGUCUCCCACGUCGAUGCAGAACCUGCUGCAGAGGCAGGGCCUCAGCUCCGGAGGGUUUGUUUCCACCGGAGAGCAGGACUCUGUUUACUCCAGCAGGGGGCAGUACGAGGACCCCCCCUCCUCGUCCAGACCGCGACCUGUAGGGGGAAGCACAGGUGCGCAGCUGCACCACCUGACCCAGGUGGGUUUGUCCAGUCAGAUCGGAGUGUACCCCGGGGUCGGUCGCAGCAUGUCCGGACCCACCGGGUCCAACUGGAACCAGCAGCACUCGGACCAGGACCUGAGCCGGUCCGGAGCCAGCAGAGAGAGCGUUUUGUCGUUUCCUGAGUUUUCCUCCUCCUCAGUUUUCCAUAUGCCCAGCUCCUCGUUGCGGGACCCGUUGGCGCCGCCUCUCCUCCUGACCUCCCCGACCCCGGAGUACCCGCCGGAGGACGCCUCGCCCUCCGCCCACACCUCCGCCUCCCUCAUUAAGGCCAUCAGGGAGGAGCUGCGCCGCCUGGCCCAGAAACAGGUGGCCGUCACCAGCUACCCUUAGACUGGUGGAUCAGGACUCAACUGGUUUCAUCCAUCAUAGUUUUUCACAGCCUAACUUUGGAUUACAACCAUGAACCAUGAACUGAUCCACCCUGUCUAGAACUAAUCUACGUCUGUGCCGCUAAGCCCCAAAUGACUCAGAAAUGACUAUCUGAAAGACCUCCGGUGUUGAACAGGGUCCCGUAUGUCGGUCCGUCAUCCUUCAGCUCAGUGUUUCAUCAGUUCACGUUUCCAUUGAAGUGCUUCCUGGAGUGGAUUCAGAGAUCACCCUCGCUGGUUUUCAGGAGCAGAUCAUUGAACACCUGAAGCUGCAGUUCAUUCCCAAAGGUCUGGAGCUCUGAACCUCUGGAACCUCUCCUGGUUCUCCCUAACCCUAACCCUAACCCUAACCCUGUUCUUCGGGACCUUAUGGAGUGGAUUGUCCCCUGAACUGUUCCUGAGGCAACCCAUUCCUUAACAUCCGGAGUGGAUCUGACCUCAUGAUGAUCUGGAGUGCACAGUCCACCAACUUUCUGCUUGCCCCUCCUGAAGUUCCUCAUUCAGAUGGUUCCACCUCAGGUUCUUCAUCAGACGACCCCUCCUAAACUUCUUCAUCGGAUAGUCCCUCCGGAAGUUCUUCAUUGGACAAUCCUUCCUGAAAUUCUGGGGGGAAUCGACCUACCUGAGGUUCUGCAGUAGAUCUUCCCCCCUGAGAUUCUGCAGUAGAUCUUCCCCCUGAGGUUCUGCAGUAGAUCUUCCCCCUGAGGUUCUGCAGUAGAUCUUCCCCCUGAGGUUCUGCAGUAGACGUUCCCCCCUGAGGUUCUGCAGUAGAUCUUCCCCCCUGAGGUUCUGCAGUAGAUCUUCCCCCUGAGGUUCUGCAGUAGAUCUUCCCCCUGAGGUUCUGCAGUAGAUCUUCCCCCUGAGGUUCUGCAGUAGAUCUUCCCCCUGAGGUUCUGCAGUAGAUCUUCCCCCUGAGGUUCUGCAGUAGACGUUCCCCCCUGAGGUUCUGCAGUAGAUCUUCCCCCUGAGGUUCUGCAGUAGAUCUUCCCCCCUGAGGUUCUGCAGUAGACGUUCCCCCCUGAGGUUCUGCAGUAGAUCUUCCCCCCUGAGGUUCUGCAGUAGAUCUUCCCCCCUGAGGUUCUGCAGUAGAUCUUCCCCCCUGAGGUUCUGCAGUAGAUCUUCCCCCCUGAGGUUCUGCAGUAGAUCUUCCCCCCUGAGGUUCUGCAGUAGAUCUUCCCCCCUGAGGUUCUGCAGUAGAUCUUCCCCCCUGAGGUUCUGCAGUAGAUCUUCCCCCUGAGGUUCUGCAGUAGAUCUUCCCCCCUGAGGUUCUGCAGUAGAUCUUCCCCCCUGAGGUUCUGCAGUAGAUCUCCCCCCCUGAGGUUCUGCAGUAGAUCUUCCCCCUGAGGUUCUGCAGUAGAUCUUCCCCCUGAGGUUCUGCAGUAGACGUUCCCCCCUGAGGUUCUGCAGUAGAUCUUCCCCCCUGAGGUUCUGCAGUAGAUCUUCCCCCCUGAGGUUCUGCAGUAGAUCUUCCCCCCUGAGGUUCUGCAGUAGAUCUCCCCCCUGAGGUUCUGCAGUAGAUCUUCCCUCCUGAGGUUCUGCAGUAGAUCUUCCCUCCUGAGGUUCUGCAGUAGAUCUUCCCCCCUGAGGUUCUGCAGUAGAUCUUCCCCCUGAGGUUCUGCAGUAGAUCUUCCCCCCUGAGGUUCUGCAGUAGAUCUUCCCCCCUGAGGUUCUGCAGUAGAUCUUCCCCCCUGAGGUUCUGCAGUAGAUCUUCCCCCUGAGGUUCUGCAGUAGAUCUUCCCCCAUGAGGUUCUGCAGUAGAUCUUCCCCCAUGAGGUUCUGCAGUAGAUCUUCCCCCAUGAGGUUCUGCAGUAGAUCUUCCCCCCUGAGGUUCUGCAGUAGACGUUCUCUCUGUGGUGCUAGCCGUCUGCCUCGUCCUCAUCGACCACUGAUUGCCUUCCACUCUCCCAUCACUCAUCAUGAGGUCUCAGUAUAUAAAUAUCUAUAAGAGUAUCUGUAAAGAAAUAGAAAUGAGCACAACAUUAAUGUAAGAGUUAUCUGAGUAUUGAGAUGUUACUUCUUUUUUAUUGCUUAUAUAUGAAAGUAUACUUUAAAUAUCUUAUUUUGAUGAAAAAAAGACCAACUACUGUUCUACGGUCGUGUUCCUCUUGUGUUUAAGCUCGCUGUAGAUGUUGAUUAGCGUAGCUGCUAGCUCGUGUUGUUCAUGUAUCGGUGGCAAACCAAAAAAAAAAAAAAUUAGCGCUUUUAUGCAUCUCUUCGAUAUCAAGUUCCUCCAUCGCUGAUCUGUUGCAUCCGUCAGUGUGGGCAGGACA